Messenger RNA from Linum tenue, 288 nucleotides. The record is from the annotation of a GenBank genome assembly. NCBI's taxonomy places the organism in Eukaryota, Viridiplantae, Streptophyta, Magnoliopsida, Malpighiales, Linaceae.
AUGAACCUCAAGUACAGCGACACGGCCGUGACGAACGAGCAGGGGCGGUACGAGAUCACGGUGCAGGACGACCACGAGGACCAGCUGUGCCGGACCGUGCUGGUGAGCAGCCCCUGGGGAUACUGUAAAGUUCCCGACAAGGGCCGGUGCAACUCGGAGGUGAUCUUGACCCGGUCAAACGGCGCCGUCUCCAACCUCCACUUCGCCAACGCCAUGGGGUUCUACAAGGAUGAGGCGGAGGAGGGUUGUAAAGAGCUCGUCCACCAGCUGCUUUACGCUGACUUCUAG